Lachancea sp. 'fantastica' is the source of this 282-nucleotide messenger RNA. Lineage: Eukaryota; Fungi; Ascomycota; Saccharomycetes; Saccharomycetales; Saccharomycetaceae. The record is from the annotation of a GenBank genome assembly.
AUGUCAGCACCAAGAGAACCCAGAAAGAAGACCACCAGAAGAAAGAAGGACCCUAAUGCUCCAAAAAGAGCGUUGUCGGCCUACAUGUUCUUCGCCAACGAGAACAGAGACAUAGUGCGUGCCGAAAACCCAGGUGUGACGUUUGGCCAGGUCGGACGUAUCUUGGGUGAGAAAUGGAAGGCCCUCAACGACGAUGAAAAAGUGCCUUACGAAUCCAAAGCCGAGGCCGACAAGAAACGUUACGAAUCGGAGAAGGAGCUUUACAACGCUACUAAGGCCUAG